AGGAAAACAAUUGUAAAGAAUCGUAAUCCCUCUCUCCCUUGUACUUUCUCUCUUCCUCUUCCAUCGUUGAACCUCUGAAGUGAUUCCCCUUUCCAUGUGUUGGGUUCUUUUGACACCUUCUUUUUCAUCAAGUUCCUUGUGAGAAGGGUUGAAACUUGCCACAAUGAAUCUGGCAUCAGGUGUUGGUGGAAAGAUUGACAAAUCUCAAAUUUUGUCCGCCGUUGAAGAGUAUGAGAAGUAUCAUGUUUAUUACGGAGGCCAAGAGGAAGAGAGAAAAGCUAAUUACACUGAUAUGGUUAAUAAAUACUAUGAUCUUUCAACCAGCUUUUAUGAGUAUGGUUGGGGUCAAUCUUUCCAUUUUGCACCCAGAUGGAAAGGGGAAUCUCUUCAGGAAAGCCUUAAAAGACAUGAGCACUUUCUUGCUUUACAACUUGGCCUAAAGCCAGGACAAAAGGUUUUGGAUGUUGGAUGUGGAAUUGGGGGGCCACUAAGAGAAAUUUCUCGAUUCAGCUCAACAUCAAUUACAGGAUUGAACAAUAAUGAGUACCAGAUAACAAGAGCAAAGGAACUCAAUCGCAUUACUGGAGUGGACAAAACUUGCCACUUGGUCAAGGCCGAUUUCAUGAAAAUGCCAUUCUCAGAUAAUAGUUUUGAUGCAGUGUAUGCAAUUGAAGCCACCUGUCAUGCACCAGAUGCUUAUGGAUGCUACAAAGAGAUCUUCAGGGUGUUGAAGCCUGGUCAAUAUUUUGCUGCAUAUGAAUGGUGCAUGACUAGAGCUUUUGAUCCCAACAAUAAAGAUCACCAAAGGAUAAAGGCAGAAAUUGAGAUUGGUGAUGGACUUCCUGAUAUUAGAUUGACCUCAAAGUGUGCAGAAGCUCUGAAUCAAGCAGGUUUUGAGGUACUAUGGGAGAAAGAUCUUGCAAUUGAUUCUCCUGUUCCUUGGUAUGAUCCUUUGGAUACAAGUCGCUUUUCACUUAAUACAUUUCGUCUGACAGCUCUUGGACGAUUUUUUACAAGAAGUCUGGUAAAAAGUCUAGAAUUUGUUGGACUGGCUCCAAGAGGAAGUCUAAGGGUUCAAGAAUUCCUAGAAAAGGCCGGAGAUGGACUAGUUGAAGGGGGAAAGAAAGAAAUUUUCACACCAAUGUACUUCUUUUUGGCUCGAAAGCCCGAUUAUAACAUUUAAUAAGGUGAUCGAUGUUGCAAAUUACUAAUGUGUUGAGGAACUAGUUAUUGCAUGGGAGUUCUUGGCCUUGCCAAAAUGAGUUGUGUUGAUUUGAGUUUCUUUUCUCUUGAAUUAUCACCAAGACCUCAUUUGAUUUCUUGCUAUUAUUUCCCAAGGAAAUUUUAGUAACAUAUUUCAUGUCGUUGAAUUUAUUAUUUAAGGGAAAUAAUGAUUGGUACAAAAUGUAUUGGAUGAAUUUUAUGUACGAAUAAUAUACAUGUGAUGAUUUCCACCAGUUUUUUUAAA
Molecule: messenger RNA, 1468 nt
Organism: Cajanus cajan (pigeon pea)
Lineage: Eukaryota; Viridiplantae; Streptophyta; Magnoliopsida; Fabales; Fabaceae
Product: cycloartenol-C-24-methyltransferase
Biological process (GO): sterol biosynthetic process
Cellular component (GO): endoplasmic reticulum
Molecular function (GO): sterol 24-C-methyltransferase activity
Source: RefSeq, a predicted model, not a curated record